Messenger RNA from Geodia barretti, 312 nucleotides. The record is from the annotation of a GenBank genome assembly. NCBI's taxonomy places the organism in Eukaryota, Metazoa, Porifera, Demospongiae, Tetractinellida, Geodiidae.
AUGAUCACCAUCACGGAAGCCGCCGCCGAAAAGAUCAAGGAGCUGGCCCCCGAUCCUCAACACGCCCUGCGCAUGCGGGUUGUUGGGGGUGGCUGCUCGGGCCUGCAAUACCAGAUGGGCCUCGAAGAGGAACAGAAUCCCGGCGAUAAAGUGCUGACCAGCAACGGCAUCAAAGUCCUCGUCGACAUGAAAAGCGCCCUGUACCUCGCCGGCGCCGAAGUCGAUUACAUCAACGGCCUGAUGGAAUCCGGUUUCAAAAUCACCAAUCCCAACGCCAAGACGACGUGCGGCUGCGGACAGUCGUUCCACUAA